CCGCUUCCGGUCUAUACUGAACCCGCCGGGAGCCGCUCGGAGUUCCGCACGUGUCUGGACAUGGGAGCCUAUCUGUCUCAGCCCAACACCGCCAAGAGCUCAAGUGAUGGCGGCAACAGCAAGCUCAGCUUUGGCUACUCGGCCAUGCAGGGCUGGCGGGUCAGCAUGGAGGAUGCUCACAACUGUAUCCCGGAGCUGGACUGUGAGACGGCCAUGUUCUCCGUGUACGACGGGCAUGGAGGCGAGGAGGUGGCUCUGUACUGUGCCAAGUACCUGCCGGACAUCAUCAAGGAGCAGAAAACCUACAAGGAAGGGAAGCUGCAGAAGGCCCUGGAAGACGCCUUCCUGGCCAUAGAUGAAAAGUUAACCCAAGAGGACGUGAUUAAGGAGCUGUCUCAGAUGGCUGGACGUCUACUCAAUGAUCAUGAGGGGGAGAAGGAGAAGGUGGCGGAUGAAGAUGAUGUGGAUAAUGAGGAAGCUGCCCUUUUACAUGAGGAGGCCACAAUGACUAUCGAAGAGCUGCUCACCCGCUACGGGCAGAAUUCUGGGAAGAUGCGGAAUAAGACUGGUGACAAGAGCGCCCCUGUGGAGAAGCCAAAGGAGGCUACCAUGAAUGGGGAUCUGGACUCUGACGUUCCCGGUGACGGCCAGAAAAAGAACCGGAAGAAGGAAGAGGACGUGGCUGCAUCAGCUGGCAUUUCCUCCUCUUCUGAUGGUUCUGGAGGAAGCUGCAGCAGUGCCCAGCGAGGCUCCUCCAAAGGAGACCCUGGAGAAGAGGCUGUAACAUCCUCAACUGGGGAGGCUGGACCUUCCUGUUCCUCUGCGCCUUGCCAGCCUCCAUGUACAGCCAAGUCCAAGUUCUUUGAGGAUAGUGAAGAGUCUGAGGCUGAGGAGGAAGAGGAUGAAAGUGAGGAGGGCAGCGAGGAAGAGGAGGAUUACAGCAGCGAGGAAGCGGAGAACGAGGAGGAGGAAGAAGAGGAGGACAGUGAAGAUGUAGAGGAUGAGGAUGAAGAAGAGAUGAUGCUUCCAGGGAUGGAGGGCAAAGAAGAGCCCGGCUCCGAUAGCGGUACCACCGCCGUGGUGGCUCUUAUCCGCGGAAAGCAGCUGAUUGUGGCGAAUGCCGGAGACUCUCGCUGCGUGGUGUCCGAGAGGGGAAAAGCCGUGGACAUGUCCUACGACCACAAGCCGGAAGAUGAGCUUGAGCUUGCACGGAUCAAGAAUGCAGGAGGCAAGGUCACCAUGGACGGGAGAGUGAAUGGCGGACUGAACCUUUCUCGUGCAAUAGGUGAUCACUUUUACAAGAGGAACAAGAAUCUUCCUGCGGAGGAGCAGAUGAUCUCUGCCCUGCCCGACAUAAAGGUCCUGACACUGAAUGACGAUCACAACUUCAUGGUCAUCGCCUGCGAUGGGAUCUGGAACGUGAUGAGCAGCCAAGAGGUGGUAGACUUCAUACAGGAGAGAAUCGACCGGCCGGCGAAGAACGGAGAGCCCGUCGUGCUGUCGUCCAUCGUGGAAGAGCUCUUGGACCAGUGUCUGGCUCCUGACACGUCUGGCGACGGGACGGGAUGUGACAAUAUGACCUGCGUCAUCAUUCGCUUCCAGCCCCACUCCACCAACAGCCUUGAACCGAGCAAGCGGAAACUGGACGAAGCCGAGGUGGCCGCCGGCUCGAACUGCGGCGAUGGCAUCAAGAAGCCGAAGCGGGAUUAG
This is a messenger RNA of Spea bombifrons (plains spadefoot toad), 1710 nucleotides long. It is a transcript of the gene PPM1G, whose product is annotated as protein phosphatase, Mg2+/Mn2+ dependent 1G. The record is from RefSeq and is a predicted model, not a curated record. Gene Ontology annotation, molecular function: cation binding; protein serine/threonine phosphatase activity. Lineage: Eukaryota; Metazoa; Chordata; Amphibia; Anura; Pelobatidae. The transcript has 10 exons. Gene Ontology annotation, cellular component: nucleoplasm. Bases 61 to 1710 code for a protein of 549 amino acids. Gene Ontology annotation, biological process: protein dephosphorylation.